GUUGGUGGUUUGUGAGCACAGCAGAGGAGCAGGGCUGGGUCCCUGCAACAUACCUGGAAUCCCAAAAUGGAACCAGAGAUGACUCUGACAUCAACACAUCCAAACUUGGGGAAGUUUCUAAGCGACGCAAGGCUCAUCUGAGACGCCUAGACCGGCGAUGGACGCUGGGCGGGAUAGUCAACAGGCAGCAGAGUCGAGAAGAGAAAUAUGUCACUAUCCAGCCGUACGCCAGCCAGGGGAAGGAUGAGAUUGGGUUUGAAAAAGGGGUCACCGUGGAGGUCAUCCAAAAGAACCUCGAAGGAUGGUGGUACAUAAGGUACCUAGGCAAAGAGGGCUGGGCCCCAGCUUCAUACCUGAAGAAGGCUAAAGAUGAUCUUCCAUCUAGGAAAAAGAACUUAACCGGGCCAGUGGAAAUCAUAGGAAACAUCAUGGAGAUCAGUAACCAAUCAUCCACUGACAAGGAAACUCAAGCAGAAAACGAGACUGCAGAAACCCAUAUCACCAAGAAGGAAAUCAGUUUGCCCAUCCUGUGCAAUGACUCUAAUGGCAAUGCCAUGAUGACCCCAGACAAGCAGGCUUCCAAACUGGCCCAGGGAUCCCCAGCCAUAGCAAGGAUAGCACCACAAAGAGCUCAAAUAAGCUCUCCAAAUCUAAGAACAAGGCCGCCCCCACGAAGAGAAUCCAGUCUGGGUUUUCAGUUGCCCAAACCACCAGAGCCACCCUCUGUGGAAGUGGAAUACUACACCAUUGCGGAGUUCCAGUCAUGUAUCUCUGAUGGCAUAAGCUUUCGUGGAGGACAAAAAGCAGAGGUUAUAGAAAAGAAUUCUGGUGGCUGGUGGUACGUGCAGAUUGGAGAGAAGGAAGGAUGGGCUCCAGCAUCUUACAUUGACAAGAGGAAGAAGCCGAAUUUAAACAGAAGAACCAGUACUUUAACCCGCCCAAAAGUUCCUCCCCCAGCACCUCCCAGUAAACCAAAAGACUCUGAAGAAGGAACAACUUCUGGAAUGGUUUCUUCAGGAGAUGCCCCCCAGGACUCUCCCCACAAGCUGAAAUAUGAAGAACCCGAGUAUGAUGUGCCUGCCUUUGGCUUUGACUCGGAGUGUGAAGUGAGUGAAAGUCAUCGUGAAGAGGGCGCUCCUGAAAAACGACUGUUUCAGCCCCUCAAGCCCUCUCCUGUGUCAUCACUUCAGAAAGCAAAGUUCAAAGUAGGAGAGUCUUCAGAAGAUGUUGCUCAUGAAGAAGAGACCAUCUAUGAGAAUGAGGGAUUCAGGCGUUAUGUGGAAGAUGCUUUGUCCAACAAGGAAUCCAGUGGAGACUCGGAUUCUCAGAAAAGCUCCUCUCUGUCCUUGAUCAGAAGAAAUUCUCCAUGUUCCAGCUCUCCUAAAUCAUCACUUGUGAAGCUCAAGAUGGACAAGAACAUCCAGCCUGAUCUUGGAAAAUGUCACUAUUCUAGGAGCGAGGAGACUAAACCGAGGUCAGCUUCAGAUGUUGGCUUGCGUAGCAUGCCAAGAACAGGCGUGAAGAAAGAGCCUGGGCAAAGUCCUUCUAUUAGAGCAAAGCCAAUUGUUAGGCCCAAACCCUUCCUGAACAAGGCAGACUCUCAGAGCCAAGAAAAGAUGGAUAUCAGCACUUUAAGGCGUCAGCUGAGGCCAACUGGACAACUCAGAGGUGGACUUAAAGGUUCAAGAAGCGAAGAGUCUGAGAGCCCCCCACACACAGCUUCUGAGAACCAAGAUGAUCCUGUUAGGAGGAGCUCAGCUGAUCUCAUUACAGCUCCUACUCGUGGCAUUUUCUGCUCUAGCCAUCCAGCCAAAACUGAGCAAGAAAAUGACACCAGGUGUUUCUAUGUGACCACUGACUCAUACCAAAAGGUACAGGAUUCUGAAAUUUGCUUCCCAGCAGGUGUAGAAGUGGAAGUGCUGGAAAAGCAAGCCAGUGGAUGGUGGUACCUGAAAUAUGGAGACACGGAAGGCUGGGCUCCUUCCCAUUAUUUGGCUCUCCCUGAUAACCAGCAAGAAACUACAUCAGCAGAGACUGAUGCCUCAUUUGCCAGGAACAGGAAAAAUGAAAACAAGUCAAACAGUUUAGAGAAGAUAGAGAAGAGAGUUCAGGCUUUGAACACCAUCAACCAGAGCAAACGUGCAACACCACCUAUCCCUAGCAAACCUCCUGGCGGUUUUUCAAAGCCAUCAGGGCCAGUCAAAAUGAGGAAUGGUGUAAGGCAACUUGCCGUCCGGCCGCAGUCAGUGUUUGUGUCUCCACCACCAAAGGAUAACAACCUGUCAUGCUCCUUGCGCAGAAAUGAGUCUUUAACAACUACAGAUCAUCUUAGGACCGUCCGUCGUAAUUCCUCCUUCAGCAACGCAUGGUCACAGCCUGGGGACACGAAGGGAAAGCAGCCUGAGCGGUCAGGUACGGAGGGCUCGGAGACCACCUCCAACCUCCCUUCCCAGAGGAAUGGGAUUCCUGUGUCCACAGUCAGGCCAAAGCCCAUUGAGAAAUCCCAGUUCAUCCACAACAAUCUCAAGGACAUCUAUGUUUCCAUUGCAGACUAUGAAGGGGAUGAGGAAACUGCAGGGUUUCAGGAAGGUGUCUGUAUGGAAGUCCUCGAAAGGAACCCAAAUGGCUGGUGGUACUGCCAGAUCAUGAAUGGUGUGAAGCCAUUCAAAGGCUGGGUGCCCUCAAAUUACUUGGAGAAAAAGAACUAAUAUUGCAAUAUCUUUAACCUCCCUAAUUUAUACUGUUCCUGCUGUGUACGUGUGGAAAAAACAAUUGCUACACAAAAAGACGUUUCCCUGUGCUCCAGUUUGUGCAAAGGGACAAAGAAGUCUAUGCUGAGGACAAAUCUGCCACAUUCUGGAGAGGUUUGUGUUGUAAGCAACUAUGAGGAAGAUGCAGCAUAGUCAAAUGCCUUUUUGUGAAGUUGUUAAUAAUCUUGUAUGUGUAACAGGGUAUGACAUCCCAUCUUUCCCAUUAUUGAUAGGAAACCAAAUGUGUGCCUUUUGUGAGAGAGAAAUACACAUGUGUCUACUUGGGGAGUUUUGUGCCAAACUGUUUUACAAUCUUGGCUCCCUUUCUCCUUGUUUUCGCCCAUACGUGGAAUACCCAAGAGCUCUGGAUGUGUUUCCACAACUUACAGUGAGAAGCGAGUGGGAGUUUAUGAAACACAGAGGGACACUAAUCC
Molecule: messenger RNA, 3184 nt
Organism: Leptosomus discolor (cuckoo roller)
Lineage: Eukaryota; Metazoa; Chordata; Aves; Leptosomiformes; Leptosomidae
Source: RefSeq, a predicted model, not a curated record